Messenger RNA from Cercocebus atys (sooty mangabey), 300 nucleotides. RefSeq names its product NADH dehydrogenase [ubiquinone] 1 alpha subcomplex subunit 3. The transcript has a single exon. Gene Ontology annotation, cellular component: mitochondrial inner membrane. Bases 3 to 257 code for a protein of 84 amino acids. The record is from RefSeq and is a predicted model, not a curated record. Lineage: Eukaryota; Metazoa; Chordata; Mammalia; Primates; Cercopithecidae.
AGAUGGCCAUGAGACUCGGCGCCUUCCUCAAGAAUGCCUGGGACAAGGAGCCAGUGCUGGUCGUGUCCUUCGUCAUUGGGUGCCUCGCUAUAAUUAUGCCCCCAUUCAGCCCCUACUUCAAGUACUCCGUCAUGAUCAACGAGGCCACGCCCUACAACUACCCAGUGCCCGUCCGCGAUGAUGGGAACAUGCCGGACGUGUCCAGCCACCCCCAGGACCCUCAGGGCCCCAGCCUGGAGUGGCUGAAGAAACUGUGAGCACCUUCACUGACAGAGGCGGCCCCUCCCACGAAGGCCCUAA